AUGUUCGCUGCACUAAGCCAAAUCGCCGGACAGUCAGUAGACUUUGAGACGAAGAAGGCCUUACUCGUCAUCAAUUGUCAAAAUGAUGCCUUCUACCGGUUGGAUGAUUUUCAUAUCACGGAGAAUCUUGAGUUUCUGAAACCUCUGCGCGAGUUGAUCCCAUUGUUUCGCCGCUUGGGGGAUGUCAUCUGGGUCCGGACUGAGAUGGGGGUAGUGCCAUCUACUCCUUCACCUGACGCAGAGAAAAUCGAAAAAGAGUCUAGCGAGCUAGUUGAAGAGAAUCGAAAGACACAGAACCACCAAGAAGCCCAAAUUCAUGAUGACACCAACAGCCAAAGAGUUCGGCGAGCAUCUAUUCAACAGGUUGACCCAUCUGGUUCGGGACCUGUGCCAGUAUAUGACCCAUCCAGCCGCAUUAAGCGCGUCAUGACCCACGCGUCUCCUGAUGUCAGGACAGAAGUAAGAUCCUCCAAUCUGCAGACACUUGACGAUGAGGAUGGCACGCUCCAAGAUCGACUGGUCAAACCGAGGAAAGGCCAGCAAAGUAGAUUUUUUGUAGGAGGUACGCGAGGAGCAGAGAUUUGUGACGAACUAAAAGACCUCGUCGACGAAGAUGAUCUGGUGGUCACUAAGCAUUUCUACUCGGCAUUUGAUCAGACUGAGCUGCUCACUACGUUAAGGGCUGAACUCAUUACCGAAGUUUACCUUUGCGGUGCUCUGACAAAUGCAAGUGUUUAUUCAACGGCAGCCGACGCCGUCCAACAUGGCCUUGAAGUAGCCGUUAUUGAGGAUUGUUUGGGCUGGAGAAGUCGUGACAAGCACGAGGAAGCGCUCCACCAGAUGUCAGACAUUAUGGGAGUCACUCAAAUUACAAGUGACGAGGCGAUCGAAGAAUCUGGAGGUCGUCCCAUUCCUGACUCAGACACCCCGGGAAUCACUGUCAAGGAACUCAAUCUUGACGACGAUGCGAGGAAGGCUCAAGAAGCACUUCUCAAAGAUUCUAGUGCACGCCCAAAGACGCAGAGCGAGCGUGGACCUAGUAUUGAGCCUCCAGACUCUCCCACUACUCCCAGUUCAGCUACGAUUAAUCAACAAUUACGACCCCAGAGAGCACGGCAACGGUUUGCACUAAUGAUGGGCCCAGGAGAUGCAAUUGGUAGUGGAGACUCCAAGGUCAUACACGACUGGCUAGAUAGUAGCUUAGCUGACAAAGUCUUCCACCAACUUAAGAAAGAAGUUGAAUGGCAAACAAUGGAUCAUCGCGGUGGUCAAGUCCCUCGUCUCGUUGCUGUUCAAGGCAUAGUGAGCAAAGAUGGGUCCGUUCCUAUCUAUCGUCAUCCGGCGGAUGAAUCGCCUCCGUUACUGGAAUUCUCUCCUACGGUGACGAGGAUCAGGCAAAAAUUAGCGGACCUCUUAGAGCAGCCAUUCAACCAUGUACUAAUUCAACUUUACAGAAAUGGAGAGGAUAACAUAUCGGAGCACUCCGAUAAAACGCUUGAUAUCGUUCGCCAUUCGGAUAUCGUCAAUGUCAGUUUCGGCGCACAAAGGGCGAUGACUUUACGCACGAAGAGGAUGCGAACCUCCGGCCUUGACAGUGCAAGUGCCAGGAACGUUCAGAAAGUUCCGUUGCCGCAUAAUUCUGUUUUCGUCCUUGGCUCCAAAAGUAAUCGGGAGUGGCUUCAUGGUGUUCGUGCAGACAAGCGACCAGUUCAGGAAAAGACCGAUGACGAGAAAGCGUACGGUGGCGAACGCAUCUCUCUGACGUUCCGACACAUCGGUACAUACUUGAACGAAAAGGAGCAACGAAUCUGGGGAUCUGGGGCUAGGGGAAAAUCUAAGUCCAAGGCCGGCCACGUGUCGAAUGACGACUCGGUACAGAUGGAGGCAAUGGUGAUUGCUUUCGGGAAGGAGAACCAUAAGAGCGAUUUUGAUUGGGACGCUGAAUAUGGGACAGGGUUUGACGUGGUGAACCUGGUCACGAAAAAGCUGCCUGCCAAAUUGGUGCUGAGCUCAGACGAGGUAAUCAACCUUCGGGUGCAGCUGUCUCUUGAGGAGCAUUCAAUACCAUACGACACUGUUGAUCGGCAUCUCUCUCCUGAGCCAUUGCACGAGAAGCCUUGGAUUCAUGGAUUGGCGAACACAUCCAGUCCUGUACUGAGUGGUCUUAUACUUGGUGUAGGGCCUGUCGAUGGUGACUUAGCAAUACUAAUCAACCUCGAGAGGAAAUACCGCCAAUCAGAAACAGAUGGCCAUGACUUUACGCAAGCUCAGCUCUUCAGCUGCAUUGCACAAGCGAACGAGCUACUCUAUCUUUGGUAUGAGCUCCGCGCAAGCAUGGAACGCAGCCGAACUUCCUCGCCAACGUAUCGCUUUAACAUUGAGAAUAAUCGUCCACCUUCGCCUGAGGUUGGGCUGCGGAAGGAGCUUUAUCAGACAUUGAAAGGCUGGGAAGACUACCUUGCAGAAGUCAAGUACCCAUUUAUUGCAGGAGAUUUUUGGAGCAUCAUGGAUUGCGCUUUCUGGCCCGUAUUCAACAGUAUCGUUAUUGGCGAGACAUUGGACUCAAAAGUCUAUCCAAAACUUUUGGACUAUCAUCGGCGGGCUUUGACGCGAGAGAGUGUCAAAAAACAUGUCUAA
This is a messenger RNA of Bacidia gigantensis, 2637 nucleotides long. RefSeq lists its product as uncharacterized. Gene Ontology annotation, biological process: DNA repair; DNA alkylation repair. Gene Ontology annotation, molecular function: dioxygenase activity. Lineage: Eukaryota; Fungi; Ascomycota; Lecanoromycetes; Lecanorales; Ramalinaceae. Gene Ontology annotation, cellular component: nucleus. The record is from RefSeq and is a predicted model, not a curated record. The transcript has a single exon. The coding region runs from base 1 to 2637 and encodes 878 amino acids.